Messenger RNA from Peniophora sp. CBMAI 1063, 1782 nucleotides. The record is from the annotation of a GenBank genome assembly. NCBI's taxonomy places the organism in Eukaryota, Fungi, Basidiomycota, Agaricomycetes, Russulales, Peniophoraceae.
AUGGCUGUAUCCGUGACCGACUCAUCCAAAACGCUGAAACGUAAAAAGAGCAAAUCUAAAAAGGACGAUGUGACGCCCGUGGAGACUAUUGCCGAGACUGCUGUAGAAGAAGUCGAGGAUGAAGAGGAUGAGCGCGCACGUAAGCGUAGGAGGAAGGAGGAAAAGAAACGGAGGAAAGCGGAGGAGGCUGCAUCUACCUCUGAGAACGUGUCUGGCGCUGCUACACCCGCUGCUGUGACGGAAGAUGCCGAAGACGUGAAGGAGACGAAGGAGGAGAAGAAAGCGCGCAAGGCUGCUAAGAAGGCGAAGAAGGCCGCAGAAGCUGCUACAAACGGUGAUACACCUGUCACAACUCAGCAGCCCGACCCAUCAUCUUCCGCGUCUGCGCCCUCAAAAUCCGAGAUCGAGUCUUACCUCGCAAAACACAGCAUCAGCCUGUCUAUACCAGCUUCUACGCCGACUUUCUCACCAUAUCUCUCCUUCGCCGCUGUACCCGUGCCUUCCAACUUGCGUUCUGCAUUCGGCACGUUUAAGGAGCCCACGCCGAUUCAAGCGUGCGCAUGGCCUCCGCUCAUGAAGGGGCGCGACGUCGUCGGCAUCGCGGAGACAGGAAGUGGAAAGACGCUCGCGUUCGGUAUCCCGGCAUUGUCGAGGUUAUUGGAGGAGCAGACGAAGAAUGGCGAAGGCGAGAGCAAGAAGUCGAAAAAGAGGGGCAAGAAGGGCGGCAAUGGCCAACUGCCCCGCGUACUCAUCCUCGCGCCCACUCGCGAACUUGCUCUGCAAUCACACGACGUCUUGGCGCCUAUAUCCACCCCUCUCAACUUGCCGUGUGUGGCACUAUUCGGCGGCGCACCGAAACAGCCGCAAGUCGAGGCUCUGCGUUCAGGCGCGUCUAUCGUCGUUGGUACACCGGGCCGUAUCAAGGACCUCGUGAACGACGGCGAGCUCUUGCUCGGAGAGGUCGACUACCUAGUGUUGGAUGAGGCGGAUCGGAUGUUGGACAAGGGGUUCGAGAAUGAUAUCCGCGCCAUCAUCGGGUAUACGGAGGAGACGGGACGGCAGACGGUUAUGUUCAGCGCGACGUGGCCUGAGGCUGUACGUCGCCUGGCGGCAUCGUUCCAGCACGAGCCUGUACGCGUCACAGUUGGAUCGGAGGAUUUGACAGCGAACACGCGCGUCAGUCAGCAACUUGAAGUGUUCGACGACGAGCGCGAGAAGGACCAGCGUCUACAGAACCACCUCCGCAAACUCUUACCCAAAAAUUCCAACUCAGAAGACAAAGUGCUCGUCUUCGCGCUGUACAAGAAGGAAGCGGCGCGCGUCGAGAUGCUGCUCAAGCGCUCGUACGCUGUUACGGCUUUGCAUGGCGAUAUGUCGCAGAGCGCGCGCCUCGCUGCACUACAGUCCUUCCGCGACGGCGAAUCCAAAGUGCUCGUCGCAACAGACGUCGCCGCGCGUGGACUCGACAUCCCAUCUGUGGCGGCCGUCGUGAACUACAGCUUCCCUCUCACAGUCGAAGACUACGUGCACCGAAUCGGCCGUACUGGACGAGGAGGCAAGACGGGGAGGAGCAUCACGUUCUUCACCGGCGGCAAGCAUGAACGCGCGCUGGCGGGCGAGCUAUCGCAUGUGCUUCGGGAGGGCGGGUUCGAUGCCGAGGCGGAUAAACUCGGCAAGUUCCCGCAAGCGAUCAAGAAGAAGACGCAUGCGGCGUACGGGGCGUUCUUCAGGGAUGAUGUGGAUAUGAGCGCUGCGCCUACUAAGAUCACGUUUGAUGACUGA